CUACUGCGCGGGUACUGCGCAGCUGAUGCUUCCUGCCUCGUGUGUGCACACGAUUCGCCUUGCCCGCGACCUAGAUGUGCAAGAUGACGGGUCGUACACGCAGCAAUUACACAUCAUUACUUUAUGCGCUGCAUCCCAGGGGUGACCAGGUGCCGAUCGAAGAAACACCAUGGUUACUUCACGGCUAACAAAUGGUCCUAUCUCGCCAACUGCUCGCAGUUUUAGACUUGAAGUCGCCGGGCUUGGUACGACGAGGAGGGUCCCCGGUGUUCACCGCGGCGAGGACGAGCCCCGUGCGCUCGCGACCGCGCUCGCGUCGAUGCCAAAGUGCGCCGAUAAUGCGAUUAAUAAUUUUCAGAAUGCAAUCCACGAUCUAGGUCGUUACUCUCCCAUGACGGCCCGCUGAUCAUGUUCGCUCCGUCGCCCAAGUUGGAAGGACAAGCCAAGGGCAAAGUGCGGAAAAAAUGGAGGCCGUUCCGCGCGACGGACUUCCAGGCCUUGAUGUAUCCCUGUUUCAUUUUAUGUCGCGCACUCGGAUUAUUCCCGUACAAGAUCAGCGCUUCGACCUUCGAGAUUUCCAAGCCGUGGUACAUCGUGUCGACCGUCAUCGUAAGCGCCGUCAGCGCUGGCGGGCUGGUGAUACUCUACCACGUCGACGUCUCCGCGAGAAUCAAGUUCGCGGGCGUGCCCGGGGCCCUACAGUGUAACUGCUAUUACGUACUCGGUGGCUUCAUAGCGGUGAUCACGUACAUCUUGAGCAAACCGCGGAUGCAUUUGCUACAGAUCACGCUGGACAUCUCUACCAGGCUGCCUCCGGAAACGUACCAGAGAAUGUCCAGGCUGAUCCACGCCAAGGACAUCUUGGGUUUCCUCUUCCUAAUUGGGCAGGCGUCGAAUUGCUACUCCGACACGUACAGCGAUACCAUCGUUAAUGUUAUAACUCUGUACAUCACUCUGGUGGUGUUUCAGAUGGAUAUGCUGUACAUGAAUUGCGUUUGCGUACUGAAGGCCUGUUUCAAGCGAAUCAACAACAAUCUGAUAAAUCUGCGAGAGCUCGUAAUAAGCGACGAGCCGCAUCUCCUAAGGCGGGUCUACCACGAGCAGAGGAAUCCGUUUCUGCUGAUGGAGCUCAAGGCCCUGAAGAAACGGCACCUAAUAGUCAGCGACACCGUGCAGACCCUCAACACGAUCUUCAGUCUGCAACUUCUCGCCACCAUAGUCAUGACUUUCGCCGAGGUUACCUUCAGCUUGUAUUUCUACAUAGCACAGUGGCAACAGAACGUAUUCUUUAUCGAUCUGCAGAAACAGAUCUGGUAUGCGUACUAUAUCACGUCCAUAGCGUAUUAUUCUAUCAAAAUAGCGUUUGUGGUGUGGGCCUGCGACACCGGCAAGGAUCAGGCCCUGCAGAUCGGCACCACUGUUCACGACGUGCUCAUCAACACCAGCGAUAAGCAGAUCAAAGAUGAGUUGCAACUGUUUUCCUUGCAAAUAUUGCAUCGCGAAAAUACAUUCUGCGCGAAAGGUCUCGCCGUGGACGCGACGCUUCUUACCGCGAUAGUGGGUAGCAUCACCACGUACCUAUUAAUUUUGAUACAAUUCAUGGUCACGACGAAAUCUUGCGAAAAGUCAUCCAAUAUUACGCAAAUAGUUUAAUCAUAUACAUACGUGUACAAUAAAAUGUACGCUACCGAGUUUUUAAUUAUUCGAAUGACAGAUACCUCUUUAUACUUUAUUCUAAUAUCCCAUACUAUUGUUAGUGCAGAUAAUGCUUCGUUAGAAUGAUUAACAGUUUUUAGUAUAUUGCUUGUAAUUGUACGUACGAGUAUAUUAAAUUUAAAUUAUAGAAACGUUCAUCGAAUGUUUAAUUAUCCUUAAGACACUAUUAUAUUAUUAUUUUCUUCAUUAAAAUUUGUUUCUUUUAAACAAAGAAGAUAUAUGGUAGAGUUUACGAGAGACAUGGAAUACAAUAUCAGCAGAAACAAUAACGAAAUUAGUUGAACAAAUACAAAAAGUUUGUAAUCAAGGCAAAGCGUGCACGUUUUGAAUAUUAUUUAAAUAAGAAUUAAUAAUAUUUCUUUAAUUAAUCUCUUAAUUAGAUAUUAUGUUAUAGCGUAUUGUUAGUCUAUAAGCUUAUUGUAAAAUAGUUUUUAUCAAUAAAUAACAGUUCACUCACACUAACUCUAUUUUUUUAGUUCUUCAAAUCGUUUGACUAAUUAUGAUUGAUAGUGUCAUAAUUAAAUAAAAAGAUAUUGCAAGUAGAAAUCGCCUGAUAUUUUAUAGGUAUACAUGUGUGCAGAGACACUUGGAAAGAUUUUGUCAUGUAAAAAUGAACUAUCCAAAUAGAAAAUUUUUAAAUAAGUUCUAGUUGUUUAAGUGCAGCGUGUAAGACACAAUAAAACAUUUUUGGAAAAAUGUCGCUUUGGAUUCAAUACACACAUCAUAUGGUUACUU
Molecule: messenger RNA, 2451 nt
Organism: Vollenhovia emeryi
Lineage: Eukaryota; Metazoa; Arthropoda; Insecta; Hymenoptera; Formicidae
Exons: 3
Coding region: 409-1653 (414 amino acids)
Biological process (GO): sensory perception of taste
Cellular component (GO): axon; neuronal cell body; dendrite
Source: RefSeq, a predicted model, not a curated record